CACGCGGCUAUACUGCCCAUAUAUGAUACUCUCUUGAGCUCUCUUCUCCACCAGCCUCCAUCAUUACAGAAACAGGCCACAUUCGGCAUAAGGUUAUGGCCGCCGGCGGGAGGCCGUCGUCCACCAUGCGGGCCUUCCAGUACAGCGGCUACGGUGGCGGCGGCGCAGCCCUCAAGUAUGUGCAAGUCCCCGUUCCUUCACUGAAGAAAGAUGAAGUCCUUAUAAAAGUCGAAGCUGCUAGCAUCAAUCCAGCUGAUUGGAAUCUUCAAAGAGGGUUGCUACGUCCUUUUCUCCCGAAAUUUCCGUUUAUUCCAGUAACCGAUAUUUCUGGAGAGAUUGUUGAGGUUGGUUCGGCAGUAUGUGAGCUCAAAGUUGGCGAUAAAGUUGUGUCCAAAUUAAUCUUCUGGAAAGCUGGCGGUCUCGCCGAGUAUGUAGCAGCAUCGGAGAGCGUCACUGUCGCCCGCCCCGCCGGAGUCUCCGCCGCGGACGCCGCAGGGUUGCCUAUCGCGGGCCUCACUGCUCUCCAAGCCCUGAAGUCCAUCGGCACCAGGUUCGACGGCACGGGAACCGGCGCCAACGUGCUAAUCACCGCGGCCUCUGGCGGCAUCGGGGCAUACGCCGUCCAACUUGCCAAGCUCGGGAACCACCACGUCACCGCCACCUGCGGCGCGCGCAACCUGGAGCUCGUGGGCAGCCUCGGCGCCGAAGAGGUCCUCGACUACCAGACACCGGAAGGCUCGGCGCUGAAAAACUCGUCGGGCAAGAAGUACGACUACAUCAUCAACACCACGAACGCCGGCAGGUGGUCAGUGUUCAAGCCGAACCUGAGCAGCCGGGGAAGGGUCGUCGACAUUGCGCCAAACUUUGCAAACUUCAUCGCAUCUAUCCUGACAUUGUUCGGCAGGAAGAAGCUGUCUGUGGUGCUGCUGUCGCUAGGGAAGGACGACCUCAGGUUCCUCCUGGAGCUGGUGAAGGAAGGGAAGCUCAGGACGGUCGUCGACUCGCGGCAUCCGUUCGAGAAGGCAGCGGAGGCGUGGGAAAAGAGCAUGAGCGGCCAUGCUACAGGGAAGGUCAUCGUUGAGAUGUGAAUUUUCCGGUUUGCUUAAGGGUUUGCGCUGUCAUCUUCGUUAAGUAUUUUGUUGCAAGUACUACAGAUUCUUAUGUUGCUUUGUAUGCAUGUUCCAUGUUACCCUGUUUAAUUGUACUGAAAGAUAGCACUCCCAUACUUGGAAAAUUGCUGCCUUGCUGGUGUGCGUUU
Messenger RNA from Phragmites australis (common reed), 1258 nucleotides. Its product is annotated as chloroplast envelope quinone oxidoreductase homolog. The transcript is spliced from 4 exons. Lineage: Eukaryota; Viridiplantae; Streptophyta; Magnoliopsida; Poales; Poaceae. The coding region runs from base 96 to 1088 and encodes 330 amino acids. Gene Ontology annotation, molecular function: oxidoreductase activity. The record is from RefSeq and is a predicted model, not a curated record.